AUGCACGCAUCCGACCCAACCUUCCCAUUGUACCCCAUCCUCUCUUUCCUUGCAAUCGUUGUCAGCUUCAUACCGUUUUCUUGGCACCUCCGAGCUCGUAAUGUUGGGACUUGCUCGUACAUGUUAUCCACAGGAUUGUACUCGCUUGUUGAAUUCAUCAACUCAAUCAUUUGGGCGGAUAAUGUGAAUAAUGUUGCGCCUGUGUGGUGUGAUAUCUCUGCACAAGUCAUCAUUGGUGCAAGUGUUGGGAUUACCGCGUCAACCCUCGCUAUCAGCCGACAAUUAUACAACAUAUCUCUUAUGAAUGGACACUCGAUGACUCCACGAGAGAAACGACGUGACACCAUCAUCAACGUCGUUAUUGCUUUCGGAAUUCCUUUGCUUGUUAUGGCUUUACAUUUUGUUGUGCAACCCCGUCGAUUCGACAUUUUUGAGGAAAUUGGGUGUCAACCCGCCACAUUCAACACCGUUGCAGCCUAUGUAUUGUACUUCAUGUGGCCAGUCCUCAUUGGCUUUUGCUCGUGUGUAUAUUCAGCGCUCACCCUACGCAACUUCUACAAUCAUCGUGUAGAAUUCGCCAAAGUCGCGAGCACUAAUUCCGGCAUGUCACCCAGUCGUUACAUCCGACUCAUGCUUCUUGUCUUCGUCGAUAUGUUUUGUAACACGCCCAUCGGUGUUUUCGCUAUCAUCGUUUCUGCGCGCGCUGUUGUUUUACCCUUUUCUGCCCUCUCCGAGACGGUGGAUUUCACAAGUGUGCAAUUGGUCCCGGCGAGCGAAUGGAAGGCUGACCGCUUAGGCCGUGCGGCGGUCGAAAUCAACCACUGGGUUCCUGUGUUUUGCUCAUUCGUGUUCUUCAUCUUCUUCGGAUUCGCCGAAGAAGCCAAGAAGAACUAUCGGAAAGCGUACGAAAGCUUGAAGGAACUCUUUUCUUGUGGAGGGAGCAGGGUGGAAGCAAACAGCACUAUCAAGCCAAGGUAA
Molecule: messenger RNA, 978 nt
Organism: Lentinula edodes (shiitake mushroom)
Lineage: Eukaryota; Fungi; Basidiomycota; Agaricomycetes; Agaricales; Omphalotaceae
Product: pheromone receptor
Exons: 5
Coding region: 1-978 (325 amino acids)
Biological process (GO): G protein-coupled receptor signaling pathway
Cellular component (GO): membrane
Molecular function (GO): mating-type alpha-factor pheromone receptor activity
Source: RefSeq, a predicted model, not a curated record